Hydra vulgaris (swiftwater hydra) is the source of this 456-nucleotide messenger RNA. RefSeq lists its product as uncharacterized. The record is from RefSeq and is a predicted model, not a curated record. NCBI's taxonomy places the organism in Eukaryota, Metazoa, Cnidaria, Hydrozoa, Anthoathecata, Hydridae.
AGAGGGAAAAAUCUGUAUUUUUAACUUUUGCAGCAACUAAAAAAGGAAAUGAAAUUGGUUUUAGUUUACAGCAUUUUCGCUCUUACAACUUUCAUCAUUUAUAAUGCAAAAGAAAUAAAGAACGACAUUUUUAAAUGUAAUGACGAAGAGUGCCAUUUAAAUCCAGAAUGUUGCAAGAUACGUACAAAAAAAUUAACAGAUCAACUUAAUGUCAUUAAUAGAAAAACAAUAGGCGGAGUCAAGAAAGAGAAAAUGAAGAGAAGUGCAGCAGUAUUUUGCCCACCGGGAUUAUACUCCUGUUUAGCAGGUACAGCUUGCUGCGAUAAAUUAGGAAAAGUAUAUUCAGGAUAAACAUGUUUUUACCAAACGUUUCAAAGUUGAUGACGAAUUCAUUACAUGCACAUUUUUACAAAUAUGUAUUUUGGGGAAAAAAAUAAAAAAAUAUAUAUAUAUAUA